AGAAAAACAGAUGUCACAUGACUCGCGGGCUCAUUCCUCCUCAACAUGGCUGUGGGCUCGCUGCGGCUCUGCGUUGCGGCGCUGCUGCUCGUCCUCGGCGGGGUUUGGAGCUUCCCUCUCGGCCAAGAAGGCGACCGAACGCCCCCCACCUGCGGAUACGAGUCAUGUCACGUCACCGAGCCCAACAUGCUGAACGUCCACCUGGUCCCUCACACGCACGAUGACGUCGGCUGGCUCAAGACCGUCGACCAGUACUUCUAUGGAGACCGUAACGACAUCCAGCAUGCGGGGGUGCAGUACAUCCUGGACUCGGUGGUGGAUCAGCUGCUGAAGAACCCCGACAGGAGGUUCAUCUACGUGGAGACGGCGUUCUUCUACCGCUGGUGGAAGCAGCAGAGCGCCGACAUGCAGCAGACCGUCAAACAGCUGGUGAACGAAGGACGUCUGGAGUUUGUGAAUGGCGGCUGGUGCAUGAGCGACGAGGCCACCACCCACUACAGCGCCGUCAUCGACCAGAUGACCAUGGGCCUGAGGUUCCUCAACGACACGUUUGGGCCGUGUGGUCGUCCCCGCGUCGCCUGGCACAUCGACCCCUUCGGCCACGCCCGCGAGCACGCCUCCAUGUUCGCUCAGAUGGGGUACGACGGCUUCUUCUUUGGCCGCCUGGAUUACCAGGACCGGGAUCGCAGGAGGGGGGCGCGGGAGCAGGAGCUUCUGUGGAGGGCCUCCGAAAGCCUCGCCCCCCCCAUGGCCGACCUCUUCACGGGGAUUCUCCCCAAUGGGUACAACCCCCCCGAUGGCUUCUGCUGGGACCAGUCCUGUGACGAUCCACCAAUCAGAGACGACCCCGAGCUGGAGGACUACAACGUGGACGAUGUGGUGAGGCGCUUCAUCGCCAUCGCCAACAAGCAGGCCAAGAUGUAUAAGACCAACCACAUCAUCAUGACCAUGGGCUCGGACUUCCAGUACGAGAACGCCAACCUGUGGUACAAGAACCUGGACAAGCUGAUCCGCUACGUCAACGCGCAGCAGGCGCACGGCGGGCGGGUCAACGUGCUCUACUCCACGCCGUCCUGCUACCUGCAGGAGCUGCACAGGGCCAACCUCACCUGGGCUUUGAAGACGGACGAUUUCUUCCCCUACGCGGACGCCGCUCACGACUACUGGACCGGAUACUUCACCAGCCGGCCGGCGCUGAAGCGCCACGAGAGGGUCAGCAACGGCCACCUGCAGACGUGUAACCAGCUGGAGGUUCUGGGCGGUCCGAUCUCCAGGAACGGACCCUUUGGACAAGGCGACAGCGAGACCUUGAAGAAAGCCAUGGCGGUGGCUCAGCAUCACGACGCGGUGUCCGGCACGGAGAAGCAACACGUCGCCGACGACUACGGCAGGAGGCUGGCGAGCGGCUGGCAGCGCUGUCAGGUCCUGGUGAGUAACAGCCUGGCGGCUCUGAGCGGCUCGACUGCCGAGCGGAUCUACUGCGACAGCCUCAACGUCAGCGUGUGUCCCCUGACCGAGUCCAGCAAGAAGUUCUCAGUCAACGUGUACAACCCUCUGGUUCGGUCCGUCUCGUGGCCGGUCAGGCUGCCGGUGAAGGGAACAUCGUACAAAGUCUCUGACGCUGAAGGACGACCUGUGGACUGCCAGGUGGUUCCGGUGUCGGCAGAGACGCAGGCGGUGAGGAGGAGCCGAGGCUCCGCCCCCAACGAGCUGGUGUUCCAGGUGCAGGCUCCUCCUCUGGGCUUCAACACCUACUCCGUGUCCCUGCUCCAGGACGGGCCUCCGCCGGCCCCCACGCGGCGCCGCACGCCCACCGCCAUCCAGAACCAGUUCCUACAAGCGACCUUUGACCCCGCCACCGGCCUCUUGAGCGGCCUCAGCAACCUGGAGACCAAACAGACCAUAAAGCUGACUCAGAACUUCUUCUGGUACAACGCCAGCGACGGACACAACUCCAAGAGCAACCAGCCCUCGGGGGCCUACAUCUUCAGACCCAACUCCUCCACCCCGUUCCUCGUCAGCCCGACGGCCAAGACGGAGGUCGUCCAGACCCCCCUGCUGCAGGAGGUCAGGCAGUGGUUCUCCCCCUGGGUGUCUCAGGUGGUUCGUCUCCACGCCGACAGCAGAGCUCUGGAGCUGGAGUGGACCGUCGGCCCGGUGCCCAUCCAGGACCACUUGGGGAAAGAGGUGAUCACUCGUCUGGACACCAGCAUCAAAAGCGCAGAGUAUUUCUACACCGACUCCAACGGCAGAGAGGUGCUGCAGAGGAAGAAAGACUUCCGGCCCACCUGGACGCUCCGGCAGUCUGAGCCCGUCGCUGGGAACUAUCACCCCAUCAACUCCCGCGCCUUCAUCAAGGACGAUGAGGACCAACUCACGGUGGUGACGGAUCGCUCUCAGGGGGGAGGCAGCCUCCACAACGGCUCUCUGGAGAUCAUGCUGCACCGCCGGCUGCUGUACGACGACGUGCGCGGCGUGGCCGAGCCGCUCAACGAGACCUCCUCGGUGUUCCCGGAGGGGCUGGUGGUCCGAGGCCGCCUCCUCCUCUCCCUCCAGCGCCCGGCCGGCGCCGCCGACGCCCACCGGCCGCUGGCCCAGCAGGAGGUGCUGCAGCCCACGCUCACCUUCACCGACGGGGAGCUGCACCCCAACACUCGGCUGCAGUUCUCCGGGCUGCAGGCUGCGCUGCCCCCUGCUGUGCACCUGCUCACGCUGACCCGGUGGGACGAGGACUCGGUGCUGCUGAGACUGGAGCAUCAGUUCCAGAGGAGGGAGAGCAAAGUGAACUCGGGGCCGGUCACAGUCAACCUGCAGAAGCUGUUUUCCACUCUGGAGGUGCUGGGAGCGUCUGAGCUGAACCUGUCGGCCAAUCAGUGGAAAGACCAGAUGAGGCGCUUGGAUUGGACGCCACAGACGGAGGAGAAGCCCCUGCUGAAGAGGGCUGGAGACCCCUCGGCGCUGGAGGUGACCUUGAUGCCGAUGGAGAUCAGAACCUUUCUGCUGAGGGUCAGAUAGCUUUGACCUUCGACCCCUGCUUCUCGUGACACAAACAGAAGCUGCCUUUUCAUUGUAGAUACUGAUGAUCCCAAAUAUCACAAUCACAGAAAUCCUUAAAGACCUUUGAUUCCCAACAGGAGCCGACUGACGUGUUUCUGCCAAUAAGUGUAUAGUUUGAACAUAAAUUUUAUACUGAUCAAUAAAAUCUUUUUUACUGUC
Molecule: messenger RNA, 3216 nt
Organism: Pungitius pungitius (ninespine stickleback)
Lineage: Eukaryota; Metazoa; Chordata; Actinopteri; Perciformes; Gasterosteidae
Gene: man2b1
Product: mannosidase, alpha, class 2B, member 1
Exons: 23
Coding region: 46-3015 (989 amino acids)
Biological process (GO): mannose metabolic process
Cellular component (GO): lysosome
Molecular function (GO): carbohydrate binding; alpha-mannosidase activity
Source: RefSeq, a predicted model, not a curated record